AUGGAAUUUCAACUUAGCAACGAUAGGAUUAUUGCAUAUCAUAGGAGUAGAUAAGACUAUGUAGAUGCACCUGAAAAUACUCUUAGAUUUGCCUACGGAGAUCGUAGAUAUGAAAAGAUGACUAAAGAUUUAGUUACAGAAUCAGAUAUUUUAAAGCUUAAGACUUUAGAAGAAAUAAAUGAAGAUUUUAGAAGAGCUGAUUUCAUAAAUCUUGCUCUAAUGAGUAGCGAUAUUUUGGCAGUAUUAAUAUAACAUUUAAGAGAUAAAUCUGAUCCUAUAAGAGAACUUGCAUCAAGAUCAAUCGUCUAAGUUUGUUCAUUAAAAUAUGGAAGAGAUAAAGUAAUAUAAAACGCAUACAUUCAUCAUAUAGCUGAAUUGAUUGAUGAUUAUCAAUCUGAAAUAAGAACUAAUUCUUAUGAUGCUAUGAAUAAUCUUGCAGAGUUUAGAGAUGGAGCUGAACAUAUCCUUUUAGCUGAAAAGCUUCCCUUCUUUGUUGAUAAAUUAAUUGAAGAAAAGGUAGAAAGUAUAUUAAUAAAGGUCCUACAGCUAAUAAAAAAAAUCUUAGAAGGUGAAGAUGCUACUAACUAAAUUCUAAAAACUUAAGCUAUAACUAGAUUAACUGGCUUAUUAGAGCAUUAAAAUCCUAAGAUUAGAGAGUUAUCUGCUAAGAAUCUAGCUUCUAUCAGCUUUUUAGACUUAGGUAAAAUAAAAGAGAUUGAUUUAAAAUGUGUACUACCUUUAUGCAAAAGACUCGAUGAUGAAGUUAGCUUUGUAAGAGAAGCUGCUUCUAUAUGUUUAGCUUCAUUAGCCCAAAGAAACGAAGCAAAGCAUUAAAUUCUUGACUAUUCAUACUUUGCAAGAAUUAUGGAAUUGCUUGACGAUCCAUCAAAGUAAACUCAACUCAAUAUAAUUUAACUUAUAGCUUCUGUUGCAGAGCAUCCUAUAGGGCGUAAGAAGGCAAAAAUUUGUUUAGAAAAGCUAUAAACUUUAAUGAAUGAUCCAUUAAAUGAAUUCUUGGCUCCAUAUAUCAAAGGUACUAUUGAUGUAAUAACAUGGGUCCCUUGA
Molecule: messenger RNA, 1065 nt
Organism: Tetrahymena thermophila SB210
Lineage: Eukaryota; Ciliophora; Oligohymenophorea; Hymenostomatida; Tetrahymenidae
Product: Rtdr1-prov protein, putative
Exons: 4
Molecular function (GO): protein binding
Source: RefSeq, a predicted model, not a curated record